GUAUGCGUUAUUUCAUCUGUGAUUUUGGCUGUGUGGCCUGGGGUUGUUGGUUUUGCCGUGCUAUCAGUAGCAUAUUUCAUUUGGGUGGUUUCCGUAUGCAUUAUCGCAUCUGUUGUUUCGACUUUGUGAUCGGCACCUGUUGUUAUUAUUGUGGUCGUAUUAGCAGCAGAUGCCACUGUAGUAAGUUCUCGAUGGAUCAUAUAAUCUGUGGUAUCAACUGUGUGACCAGGUGGUGUUGCUGUUGUGGUCGUAUUAGCAGCAGAUGUCACUGUAGUAAGUUCUGGAUGGAUCAUAUCAUCUGUGGUAUUGACUGUGUGACCAGAUGGUGUUGCUCUUGUGGUUGUAGUAGCAUAGCAGUUGUCAAUGUAGUAAGCUCUGUAUGGAUCAUAUCAUCUGUGGUAUCAAUUGUGUCUUCGGGUGUUGUUGCUCCUGUGGUUGUAUUACCAUCAGGUGUCACCGAGGUGUGUUCUGUAGUAGUUAUUACAUCCGUUGUUUCAGCUAUAUGGUCGGAUUGAGUUGUUCCUGU
This is a messenger RNA of Owenia fusiformis, 526 nucleotides long. The record is from the annotation of a GenBank genome assembly. Lineage: Eukaryota; Metazoa; Annelida; Polychaeta; Sabellida; Oweniidae.